GAAGAACGACAAUGAAUCUUAAAGCACUCGAUUCCUUUUAAAACACUGGAGAGCUAGUUUUUAAUACAUUGUGUUUCAAACGAUUCUUUGAAUAUAUUAUAACUUCAUAAUCUUCAAGUAAAAUUCAGGGGAUGUCACAAAAGAAGAAGCGCGUUGCCGUAAUUGGAGGUGGAUAUUGCGGCAUAGUUUCAAUCGCAUCCCUCAAAGAAGAAGGUUUAGAGCCAGUGUGUUUUGAAAAGUCGAGCAAUUUUGGAGGAACAUGGUUUUAUCGGGAAAAAUCCACAAAUGGACAAGCUUCAAUUAUGCCCACAACAAUCAUAAAUCAUAGUAAAGAAGUAGCAGCAUUCAGCAAUUUUCCCCCCAAAAAAGAAUACAACAAUUUCAUGAGACAUAGUGAAAUAUAUCAGUACAUAGCAGAGUACGUGAAACAUAAUGAUGUUGAAAGACACAUUCAAUAUAAUAUGGAAGUAAUUGAACUGAGACGAACGGAAGAUUUUGUUGACACAGGACGCUGGAUUGUUUCGGCUAAAAACAUUGUAACUGAACAGAUUCACACUGAUGUCUACGAUGCUGUGAUGGUAUGCGUCGGUCAUAUCAACAGACCAAAAAUGGCGCAGUUUCCAGGUCAAGAAAAUUUUAAAGGAGAAAUUAUGCACACUCAUAGUUUGAAAGGUGUGGAACGUUUCAAAGGAAAACGAAUUGUUAUUGUUGGCAUUGGUUGCUCCGGUCUUGAUGCUGCUGUUGAAUUAAGCAGUGUUGCUAAACAAGUGUACUUAAGCAGCAGAGCCGGGGCUUUUAUCGUCAAUCGGCUUGGACCAAACGGAUUACCCAUCGACUAUGUCCUUUUCAGAAGAUACCUAACAUCCUUAUUGGAUCUCUUGCCGACAAAUUUGUGCAGCUGGUACAUAGAAACAUUUUAUCUCGAUCGCCAUUUUGACCACAGGUUGUAUGCAAUCAAGCCAAAGUAUCACUUGCUGUCGAAAGAUCCAAUAAUUAAUGACCACAUAGCGUCAAAACUGCUCUCUGGUGCAGUCAUUCAGAAAGGAGAUAUUGAGCAGUUCACUGAAAAUGGGGUAAUUUUCAGUGGUGAGAACACUGUUACUGAAACUGAUGUUGUUGUAAUGGCUACUGGAUACACAUUCGAAUUUCCUUUUAUUGAAAAUGGCGUUAUUAUAAAAGAUGAUGGAAUCCUGAAUUUGUACAAGUGCAUAUUUCCACCUCAGUUACAGAAUUCUACUUUAGCAAUGAUUGGUUUUAUUCUGCCAUUUGGACCAGGUUGGCCUUUGGCGGAACUACAAACUAGGUAUGCGGUAAGUGUUUUAGCUGGUAAAAACAAGCUUCCGAAAGAAGCUGAAAUGAUGGAAGACAUCAAAAGACGACAUCAGCAAAAUUUACUUCGAUACUCCCCAAGUGAAAAAAUGAGCAUUCGUGUUGAUUUCGUCCAGUACAUGGAUGAAAUUGCUCAAGAACUUGGAGCAAAACCCAAUUUAUGGAAACUUAUGUUUACAGACUUCAGGUUGUUUUUAAGACUUGUGUUUGGCCCAUGUCUCCCAUAUCAAUAUAGACUAGAUGGACCUUACAAAUGGGAUGGGGCAAGAGAAGCUUUAUUGACUAGUGAUGAGCGAUUGCAUUGGCCACUUCAGCAGAAGAAAAUAGAAAAGAAAGGCUUUUUUGAAUCCUUAAUUGAGUAUGUGCUAAACUUAAUACCCAAAAAUAUAUUUCUUUAAAAAAAAAGGUUAUAAUAGAACAGGAUUAAAGAUUUCUUUCAUUAAACUAAAAUAAAAUUUAAGCUAAUUGUUGGUGAACUUUCAAAUAUUAAAUUUCUGCCAAAAAUAUAAAAAUAUCCUGAAUUACCUCGACUUUUAGUUUAUCUCAAGCAGAAUGCGCAUUUUAAUGCGCAAAAUAUUUUGUUAUUCGUCGAAAUAAAAUUUUAUUUUGUG
Messenger RNA from Uloborus diversus, 1940 nucleotides. Its product is annotated as flavin-containing monooxygenase 5-like. The transcript has 3 exons. The coding region runs from base 132 to 1727 and encodes 531 amino acids. The record is from RefSeq and is a predicted model, not a curated record. NCBI's taxonomy places the organism in Eukaryota, Metazoa, Arthropoda, Arachnida, Araneae, Uloboridae. Gene Ontology annotation, molecular function: N,N-dimethylaniline monooxygenase activity; NADP binding; flavin adenine dinucleotide binding.